GCGUGUUUUAGACGUUUCUUUUUCCUUGCUUUUCUCUCGUGUAUUAUACAGACUUUUCCCUCUUAGCUAGUCUUCCGCUGGAGAUGGAACAUUUGCCUUGGGUGUGGCAGAUGCUGGGGCGUGGCAGGAAGGAGCUGUGUGAAGAGUCUUUGACCUCUAGGAUAGAGAUGGUGAGUGUGGGAGUCAGCACUGAGCCCUACCAUGCCAGGUGGGAGGUAGAGACAGAUGAAAUUGUCCUACAGCGGCGGCAAAAGCAGAUAGAUUAUGGCAAGCGCACACCUGGUUACCAGUGCUUUCUGCAGCAGGUCCCCAAGGCACAACGACAGCCGGGACUUCAUCCUCAAACACCAAACAAAAACAGAAGGUACAGCCGCCGCUCCUGGGAUGCCCAGAUCAGGCAGUGGAGAAGAGCACUACAUUCCUGGGACCCCCCUAGCCAGCCUCUGCAGGGCAGGGGGACUGAGGGGCAGGGAAUGGAGAGUCUCUUAGAACCAAUGGAUUCCACCCCUUUGGAUGAUCUUCUGGAUUACUGGCUCCAGCCCCUGGAACCCUCAGAGAAUCUGGAUGGAGACCGGAAGGGAGGCCAGUUUGUAGACUUGGUGGCUCCUGACUCCUCCCUUCCCUGGCUCUGUGAAGAUGACACACACUGGUUCUACUUUCUAACUAAUCACAGUUACUUAUCUGUCCCAGACCUGAAUGGGGAACAAAAUAUUUAG
Messenger RNA from Phyllostomus hastatus (greater spear-nosed bat), 716 nucleotides. RefSeq names its product oocyte-specific histone RNA stem-loop-binding protein 2-like. The transcript has 6 exons. The coding region runs from base 84 to 716 and encodes 210 amino acids. Gene Ontology annotation, molecular function: histone pre-mRNA stem-loop binding; mRNA binding. Gene Ontology annotation, cellular component: cytoplasm; histone pre-mRNA 3'end processing complex. Lineage: Eukaryota; Metazoa; Chordata; Mammalia; Chiroptera; Phyllostomidae. The record is from RefSeq and is a predicted model, not a curated record. Gene Ontology annotation, biological process: mRNA transport; mRNA 3'-end processing by stem-loop binding and cleavage.